This is a messenger RNA of Sabethes cyaneus, 367 nucleotides long. RefSeq names its product 60S ribosomal protein L36-like. Lineage: Eukaryota; Metazoa; Arthropoda; Insecta; Diptera; Culicidae. Bases 26 to 367 code for a protein of 113 amino acids. The record is from RefSeq and is a predicted model, not a curated record. Gene Ontology annotation, molecular function: structural constituent of ribosome. The transcript has a single exon. Gene Ontology annotation, cellular component: cytosolic large ribosomal subunit; ribosome. Gene Ontology annotation, biological process: cytoplasmic translation.
GGCUGUCAUUUACAAUCAGGGGAUCAUGGCUCCGCGAUACGAAAUCUGCGUUGGUCUCAAUAAGGGCCACAAAACCACCAAGAUAAAGCAACUGCAGUACCGUGGAGAUCGCAAGGUCAAAGGAAUCCGCCCGCCUCGCACUAAGGGAAUUCAGACCAAGCACACCAAAUUCGUCAGCGAUCUGGUACGUGAGGUUGUCGGUCAUGCACCGUACGAGAAGCGCGGUAUGGAAUUGCUGAAGGUGUCGAAGGAUAAGCGUGCGCUUAAAUUCCUGAAGCGUCGCCUCGGUACGCACAUCCGCGCCAAGAGGGUGCGUGAGGAACUGUCCAACAUUCUCGCCCAUAUGCGUAAGGCCGUCCACAAGUAA